AUGGCACAGAUCCCUGACCGUAGUACCGGAGUCAGGCUGCAACGCCUUCAACUGAGGACGUUCCGCGGAGAUUUUACAGAAUGGCAGCCGUUCUGGGAUCAGUUCAAGGCCAACGUGCACGACAACAGGAAUUUAACCAAGUCGGAUAAAUUCCAUUACCUUCGAUCGUUGUUGCUCGGAACAGCGGAGGCAGCCAUAUCAGGACUGCAGACGAACGAAGCGGCGUACGACGACGCUAUCGUUUUGCUCACUCAACGGUUCGGAGACCGCGGAAGGCUUGAGGAACAGUACCUAGGGAAGCUUAGAACGCUUCCACAUGUUAAGUCCUCAACGGACACGUGCGGUUUGCGAAAACUCCACGACUACGUGCAGACGAACAUAUGCGGUUUACGCUCUUUAGGAAUACCAACAGUGACUUACUGUUCGAUGAUGACGCAAAUCAUACUGGCCGCAAUACCGUCCGACAUAGUGCUCGAGUACCAUCGUUUGAACCUCCGGAGCAUACAGAGAGACGCCGCAAUACCAGCAGAACACGAAGUCGCCACGUUACAAGAUGAAGGCGCUGCCUCCGCAGCUUCCGCAGAACUGAACAAGGUGUUGGCUUUCCUGAAGGCGGAAGUUGAAAGCAGCGAAAGGAGUGGACUUUGCGACCGUCAGGAUCAGAAACCGUCCGGCCAACGGAAGACGGGAGCAAAAGGUCAUGCCAGUGCACACUCGGCUUUCGCGUUGCACAACCAAACUGUCCCGACGAACUGUCUCUUUUGCAAGGUGGAGUCUCACGCCACUGAGAACUGCAACGCGGACAUGUCGCAGGAAGACAAAAAGAAGACGUUGGUCAAGUACAGGCGCUGUUUUCGGUGCACGAAGGCGUUCCACAAUUCAAAGGAAUGCCGUUACAAGGGAAGGUGCUCAAAAUGCAGAGGAAGACACGUUGCCACAAUGUGCGACCCCAACUGGACGGCCGCGCACGCGAAGGAAUCUCAAGACAAAAACGCCAUCGAAACGACAGAAACUUCAGUCCUGAUGUCUUCCGCGACCAGUAUGAGCACUGUGCUCCUCCAAACGUUUCGUGCACAGGGGUGA
Molecule: messenger RNA, 1083 nt
Organism: Ornithodoros turicata
Lineage: Eukaryota; Metazoa; Arthropoda; Arachnida; Ixodida; Argasidae
Exons: 1
Coding region: 1-1083 (360 amino acids)
Source: RefSeq, a predicted model, not a curated record